Molecule: messenger RNA, 537 nt
Organism: Prunus armeniaca (apricot)
Lineage: Eukaryota; Viridiplantae; Streptophyta; Magnoliopsida; Rosales; Rosaceae
Source: the annotation of a GenBank genome assembly
AUGCGGAGCAUUGAGCGGGCGUGGGGUCUUCGGGCCUCCGAUCGUCCAAUUCGAAGCGUUUUCGCUCGACACGUACGACUGUCGUGCCCCGCGGCGAGCACUCGACCCGCAGGGCGCCAGAAUCUUUGGAGUUUUGUUGAUGGAUCUCAUCCUUGCCCCUCACCUACUCUGCCUCCUUCUGAUAAGUCUAAUUCUUCUACUCUACCCCAGCCCAAUCCUGCCUAUGCCUCUUGGUUUCAAACUGAUCAAAACCUCAUUAGUAUUCUUCAAGCUAUGAUAUCUGAGAGUGUUCCUCAACAAGUCAUUGGGUUUUCCACCUCGCAUGCCAUUUGGGAUUGUCUCCAACAAAAUUUCUCGCAGCAACCUCUUGCCAAUUCUACUCAGCUGAAAUUUCAAAUCUUCUCUCUCACCAAAGGUUCCAAAUCCAUCUCUGAAUACCUUUCUCAAGCCAAAAGUUUGGCUGAUGAACUUGUUACGAUCUGGGACUGUCUCCAACUUCGACUUGGUUACGUAUGUGCUCUGUGGUCUGCGUAUUGA